AUGGAUUCGGAAUUCUCGGUCGAGAAGGCCAGGGAGCAAUUCCCGUCUUUGCAGAAGGACCAGAUCUUUGGCGAUAACGCUGGUGGCAGUCAAGUGCUAGGCAGUGUUGCCCACAGGUUUUCUCAACUUCGAGUGAUUGGAGCAUCCACCACUCAGGUCUUGCGGAAUCUCGCCGCUUCCAUUAAGCUCGAAGCUGGCGAUGAGCUUAUUCUCUCCGAGAUUGACCAUGAGUCGAACAUUGAUCCAUGGCUGCACUACGCCCAAAUCGCUGGCGCGAACAUCAAGUGGUGGUCGCCAGCUGAUCGAUCGAACCCGAAGCUUGAUGCCAAGACCCUUCAAAGUCUAUUGACUACCAAGACACGCCUUGUGGCCUGUACACAUGCUAGCAAUAUUCUUGGUAGCAUUCAUGACAUCAAGGCCAUUGCCGAUACGAUACACGAGAUUCCCGAUGCCCUUCUUUGCGUGGACGGCGUUGCCUACGCUCCACACCGGGCGAUUGACGUAAAAGAGCUUGGCGCAGACUUUUAUGCCUUUUCUUGGUACAAGAACCCCAAAAAGACAUGGGAUGAGAUCACCCAGCACGAAGAAAAGCUUCAGAAGCGCCUUAUUGAGUACCUCGACUCAAGACCAGACAUUUCCAUCCGUGGAGAAACUUCAUCCGAGGCCGCAGUUCGACUACCGACUAGCGUGGUAGAGGCUGUUGAAACACAGUCGAAUAUCGGAAUUCGCUGGGGUCACUUCUUCUCCAAGAGACUGGCUGAAAGGACUCUCGGUCUCGACGAUGAUGGCGUAGUGCGGGUCAGCCUAGUGCACUACAACACCGGUGAGUAA
Colletotrichum chrysophilum is the source of this 831-nucleotide messenger RNA. RefSeq lists its product as uncharacterized. NCBI's taxonomy places the organism in Eukaryota, Fungi, Ascomycota, Sordariomycetes, Glomerellales, Glomerellaceae. Bases 1 to 831 code for a protein of 276 amino acids. The record is from RefSeq and is a predicted model, not a curated record. The transcript is spliced from 4 exons.